AUGUAUUCACUCUUUUUUUUUUCUCUUUUCCUUAUUUUACUUAAUAUAAUUCUAUUAAUUAUUAGCUCCUUAAUUAUAUUUAAAGCCUACAAAAACCGUGAAAAAAAUUCUCCUUUUGAAUGUGGAUUUGAUCCUUCAUGAUAUACUCGCUCUCCUUUCUCUAUACGAUUUUUUUUAUUAGCAGUCAUUUUUCUAAUCUUUGAUGUAGAAAUUAUUCUAUUAAUACCAAUAAUUAUUAAUUUAUUAUUUUCUCCAUCAAUUAUUUACUUAUCAUCUACGAUAAUUUUUCUUAUUAUUUUAAUUAUUGGUUUACUACAUGAAUGAAACCAAGGAUCAUUAGAUUGAAUAUAA
This is a messenger RNA of Octopus bimaculoides (California two-spot octopus), 351 nucleotides long. The record is from the annotation of a RefSeq genome assembly. Lineage: Eukaryota; Metazoa; Mollusca; Cephalopoda; Octopoda; Octopodidae.